AUGAGUUUCAACGAGCUUUGUUUCGCUGAUCUUACUGAGCUCAAAGCAUUGAAAAAUCCGCCUGUUCUGGUAAAAGACAUCUUGGAAUGCGUUUCUGUGCUCGUUGGAAAUCAAAGCCAUGAAUGGCGAGAUAUCAAGAAAAUGCUGGCGAAUCCGAAAUUGCUGAAUGAAAUCGGAGCGAUUGAAAAUGAUGUUCUGAUAACAAGAUGCGAGAAGAUUCGGGGAAAGAGCUUCAACAUCGAGAAUGUGAUGAAAGUGAGCAAAGCAAGUGUUUCGUUUGCCAAAUGGGUCAAUUUUGUUCAAUCUCUCUGA
Messenger RNA from Oikopleura dioica, 312 nucleotides. Lineage: Eukaryota; Metazoa; Chordata; Appendicularia; Copelata; Oikopleuridae. The record is from the annotation of a GenBank genome assembly.